CGCGACGCUCUGGUCUGGCGCUGAGUUCCUGAGUUGCAUUUGAAUUCAGUGUGUUUCGAACCUCGAACCAGAAAAGGUGGUUUCGUAUUUUAACGGUCUAUAUAACAUAAACGAGAGUCUUAUAGAAGGGGUUGUUCCUGCCACCACCACAACCACCACUACCACCGACAUCGGCAGUUACCAUCAGCAGCAGUACAUUAAUUACGAAUUACAACAACAAAACCGCUUUAAACUUGGAUUAGCUGAAUUAUAAAUUAACAUCCCGCAACACAACUACUACCACUACAAUACUUACCUACGACGACGACGACACUGUUUUUUUAUCUUAUUUUUGUAGUUGGUUUGGUUUGCAGUCGGGGUCGUUUUGAAAAAUUCUAUCCGCCACUUGUUGCGCCAAAGGAAUAAAAAAUGGGGAACUCCGGAUACACAUGCAUACGAAGGACAUUCUGUUGGAUGAACAUCAUAUUGUGGAUAUGCAGUUGCGCCUUCUUGGGUGCAGGUCUAUGGUUAAGAUUAUCAUAUCAAGGCUAUGCCACAUUAUUACCAGAUCAUGAAGCAUUAAGUGCUGAUUCACUGUUUAUAGCAGUUGGAGUUUGUGGAUUUGUUGUGUCGUUUUUUGGAUGUUGUGGAUCAUGGUUCCAAUCACGGUGUCUGCUUAUAACAUACUUCGUUUUGAUUGUGUUUUUAUUCCUAAGCGAGUUCCUAAUCGGUUCAAUUGCAUUCCUAUUCCGUGGUGGAUUAAGUAGAACAUUAGCUAAUGAAUUAAGAUUUGGUAUUGAAAGACAUUAUAAUGCAACAGAUAGAGGUGGAUUGGCAGCACCGUCAGUUGCAGCGAUAUGGGAUACAAUGCAGCAGUCGUUUGAAUGUUGUGGAGUGACGUCAUACGAAGACUGGUACGAUGUCCAAGCAUGGAGUGGCAAACGAUGGGUACCCGAAUCCUGUUGUCGACCCAACUACGAACAAAGAGGAAUGAUAAUUGAAGGCUCCGGCGAUGGUGGUCCAAGGGUUGAUUGUGGGAAAUCUGAAAAUCCAUUGCUGUGGUGGGACAAAGCCUGUGCUCAUUCUCUACACGCAUGGCUUAUUGAAAGACUGCAUGUUGUUGGUACAGUUGCCUUGGUUAUAGCAUUUUUACAACUUUUCGGCUUAAUAACAUCAAUGUUGCUCUUCUGUACGGUGAAACAUAAACGAGAAUCACAAACCUACAAAUCGUAUUCCCCAUCAAUUGAUCCUGCGACAAGGACGAGUAGCUGGGAAGACUGAAGUGUAUUUUAAAAGAAACAACAACAAAAACACAAAACCAUAUCAGAGGAACUCCUUCAUCAAGAGUUUCUCUAUAUAUAUAAAUAUAUAUCUAAAGUGCUAAGCACUCUUCUAGCGGAGCUAUACUAUAUACAAAAGAAAAUUAAAAAAAAAAAACACAAACUACGAAU
This is a messenger RNA of Eupeodes corollae, 1430 nucleotides long. RefSeq names its product tetraspanin-9. The coding region runs from base 409 to 1260 and encodes 283 amino acids. Gene Ontology annotation, cellular component: membrane. NCBI's taxonomy places the organism in Eukaryota, Metazoa, Arthropoda, Insecta, Diptera, Syrphidae. The transcript has 7 exons. The record is from RefSeq and is a predicted model, not a curated record.